AUGGCGCCACCAGAUCCGACACACUGGACUUACACAGAUUAUGUAUGCUUCCUACGGAGUCAUGGGUUUCACAACUUCGCUGGGUUGGACGAAUUUCUACAGUGGGGUCUUGAUGCUAGCCGGCAGGCAUCACCACAACUGCCUCAACGAGCGGCAGCCAUACUUCUUGAAUUCGGCAUAUCCAGCUUCAGAACGUCAGACCUUACAGACACUUCGAAGCUGAGAGUGUUACUCAAAGAGUGGACGCGAAGAUCGCCAGAGACGCCGCCCACAUCUGCAGGUACCGGGUCAGGACGAGGUGUCCAAGGGAGGAUUGUCAUGGUCAACAAUGUCAAUCCGGAGAUGGUCGAUACGCUCGGCAGUCUUCUCAACAUCGAGCCGGCAUUUUUUGCCUCACACAUUAGUGACAGGGCCACCGGCGGCGCUGGGGACGGCCACACGGGAUCACCACUCGCGUCACAGAAUUUACGGCAACAGAAAAGCUUCUUCAGUAUCGAAUAUCCCUGCGUAUUCAUGACAGCAAACUGCGGCAAGGACGUCGACAUUGAAAAGCUCUACUGCAAAGGAAACUACCGAAGGCGGGUGGAAGUAUGUUCGAAGCACGGUAAACAGAAAGUCGCAGUCGCCCGCCGGAAGAUCUCAUUCUACAUGAAGAAGACACUCGACCCCUGGCUAUGUGUCGUCCUCGUCGAUCCGCCCAUCUCCUUCUUCACCUUGGGAGCUGAGUCGUACGGGACCUACGCUCCCAGCCAACGUCUCGACGUAACGGGCUUUCAAGGCGGCUAUCUCGACUUCUUGGAACAAAGACCACCCACGAACAGAUCCGACCAUGACUACCGCGCAUGUGGAACCAAGCGCAUGUGUCCCAACCCCUUCGACGACCUUUGCCGCCACUGGCAGAUCCUAGCCCGAGACGGCCAGCUCAACCCAGCGGACGGGAACGUGCUCAAAAUCAUGCGGCCGGCCUUUCAAAUUGCUGCCAGCGAAUGUACAAAUUUCUUCGAGUACAUCCGCUCCACACUCGAACCUCAGAUCAUAUCCACAUCCCUGACGGGAGAUCCGAACAAGACGAAAAGAACACUCGACAAAAUCAUCCACCUAGACUCCAUGCUCUCCCGCUACAAACCCAUCCUUACGCGCAUCAAGACCUACUUAUCCUCCGAUUCCGAACUAAACGAAGAUUACCGCUCAUUAUUGAUCGACCUCCACCACUACCGAGCCGAGUGCGACUCGCGGAUGCAGCACAUCCUUGCCGUCAGCCAAAUCCAAGACACCGCCUCCCUCACGUCCAUCAAUACAGAAUGCGCCCGUCAAGCAGAUUACUCCCGCAUUCUGACCAUCACGGCGUUGAUAUACGCUCCAUUUGCACUGGCCUGCGCCAUUUUCUCCUUACCACACGAUUUCGCCCCCGCGGCACAUUACUUCUACAGCUUCCUGCCCGCGACCGCCGGAGUGGCAAUUCUGUUCCUGUUUCUCGUCUUGCCCGAGGCGAGAGACCCGCUGCCGAGCGUCAAGGCCGCGUUAUGUGGCAAGUUAAGCCGAAAAAAGUUGCUUGCGAAGCCCAAGGGAUCGAGAGCCAGCGGCGAGAAUGAGAAAUAUUUUGAAGAGGUGUGA
Molecule: messenger RNA, 1614 nt
Organism: Cladophialophora yegresii CBS 114405
Lineage: Eukaryota; Fungi; Ascomycota; Eurotiomycetes; Chaetothyriales; Herpotrichiellaceae
Exons: 1
Coding region: 1-1614 (537 amino acids)
Source: RefSeq, a predicted model, not a curated record